Messenger RNA from Brassica oleracea var. oleracea, 1012 nucleotides. RefSeq names its product zinc finger protein 5. NCBI's taxonomy places the organism in Eukaryota, Viridiplantae, Streptophyta, Magnoliopsida, Brassicales, Brassicaceae. The coding region runs from base 238 to 858 and encodes 206 amino acids. The record is from RefSeq and is a predicted model, not a curated record. The transcript has a single exon. Gene Ontology annotation, cellular component: nucleus. Gene Ontology annotation, molecular function: transcription cis-regulatory region binding; DNA-binding transcription factor activity. Gene Ontology annotation, biological process: gibberellic acid mediated signaling pathway; trichome differentiation; trichome morphogenesis.
UUCAAACAAAUACUAUAUUAUAAAACCCUAAACAAUAUAAGUCGAUGCUGUUCAUGACUAAUAUAAAAACCCUUCCAGUAAUAUAUAAUAGCACAGAUGCAAUGCAUCAUUAAUUACAAAUUAUUAAACUAAACACCCUCCGUCUCUCGACCUUUGCUAUAUAAAGAAGAUCAUUUACGUACAUAUCCUAAAGCUAAUUAAACCAACCAGAAUACAUAUACACAUAUAUCUCCGACAAUGUCUCGCACAUGCGAAAGCUCCUCAGGCUCGUCCUCCGACAAGACCAUUAAACUGUUCGGCUUCGAACUCAUCAGCGGUGGUAAUCGUUCCCCUGAAGUCACAACGGCGGAUAGUGUAAGCUCUUCAACGAAAAACACGACGUCGUUUAUAGCUAAAAGACUCGAGUGCCAAUACUGUGGAAAAGAGUUUGCAAAUUCUCAAGCCUUGGGUGGUCACCAAAACGCUCACAAGAAGGAGAGGUUGAAGAAGAAGAGGCUUCAGCUUCAAGCUCGACGAGCUAGCAUCGGCUAUUAUCUCACCAGCCACCACCAACCAAUGACGACGUCGUUUCAGAGACCAUACAAGACGCCGUCAUAUUGCGCCUUCUCUUCCAUGCACGUGAAUAAUCAAAUGGGUGUGUUCAAUGAUGAAUGGUCUCCGAUUUCGUCGCAGAUUAGCUUUGGUAAUAAGGACACGUCUCAAGAUAUUAUUGAACAAAAUGGUGAGAUGGGUAAGGUGUAUGGGGGUGUGAGACAAAACAUGAUUCAGUUCCAGAGAGAUCUGACUUCUCGUUCUGAUUCGAAGAGAAGCAUUAAGUCGCUGGAUCUUCAUCUGGGGAUGGCUGGAGAUACGGUAUAGCAUAGAGAGAUAUGAUUUAAAAUGUAUACUAGUGAUGUAUUUUAUUGCUGAAGAAAACGAGACAUAGUAUUCUUGAUGAAAUUUGAGUUGUAUUUGUUUAGGUUUAUCUAUGUUUUUAAUUCAUUUCAGCAAGUGAUGUUAUAUAAUUAUUUUU